CUAACUGCGUUGUAAUGUGUCCCAAAGCCCUAGGCGGCUGAGAGCUUCGGUCCCGCGUCUCGGACGCCACGUUGUCCUCCUCUUCGGCUUCGGUCCGCGCCUUGCCUGCGACCCGGCCUCGGGCCGCCCGUAUCUGGCCGCCAGCCCCGCGCGGAGGACAAGCCGGGUGACCGCGAAGAAAGCACGUGCUCGAGCGUUGUAGCGGCCGAGGGCGCGCGUAUCAUCCCCGCGCGGCGCCCAGGUCCUGCGGGGGCACCUCCCGCGCGGCGUGCGGUGCGCGCAAGGCCCGGGGCGCGGCGGGCUCCGGGGCCUUUGGCGCUCCCAGCGACUCGGGCCUCCGAGGCAGGCUCCCGGGCGCUGGCUGGCGUCGCUCUUGGCCGUCUCCUGUGCAGAGCGCGACUUCCCGGCUUUGCCGCUGGCCUGAGGAGGAGGAGACUCGGCGGCAUGUCACCCGCGCUGCCAGAGCUGACGCCUUCCGCAGGUGUGAAGAAAACCCUGCGGGAUGAGAUCGAAGCCCUUCUGCGGGAGAGGAUUAUGGUGCUGGAUGGAGGGAUGGGCACCAUGAUCCAGCGGCAUAAGCUAAGUGAAGAAGACUUCCGAGGUCACGAAUUUAAAGAUCAUGCCAGGCCACUGAAAGGCAACAAUGACAUUUUAAGUGUAACUCAACCCAAUGUCAUUUACCAAAUCCAUAAGGAUUACUUGCUGGCUGGAGCGGAUAUCAUUGAAACGAACACUUUCAGCAGCACUAAUGUCGCCCAAGCCGACUAUGGCCUCGAACACUUGGCCUACCGGAUGAACAAGUGUUCUGCGGCAGUGGCCAGGAAAGCGGCCGAGGAGGUGUCUCUCCAGACAGGAAUCAAGAGGUUUGUGGCAGGAGCCCUGGGUCCAACUAAUAAGACCCUCUCUGUGUCCCCAUCUGUGGAAAAACCAGAUUACAGGAACAUUACAUUUGACGAGCUUGUUGAAGCAUACAAAGAGCAGGCCCAGGGGCUCCUGGAUGGUGGGGUUGAUAUCUUACUCAUUGAAACUAUUUUUGACACUGCGAACGCCAAGGCAGCCUUGUUCGCACUCCAGCAACUUUUUGAAGAGGAGUAUUCCCCCCGACCUAUCUUUAUUUCGGGGACAAUUAUCGAUAAAAGUGGGCGAACUCUUUCUGGACAGACGGGAGAGGCAUUUGUCAUCAGUGUGUCUCAUGCAGACCCACUCUGCAUUGGAUUAAACUGUGCUCUGGGUGCAGCUGAAAUGAGACCUUUUAUUGAAACAAUUGGAAAAUGUACAACAGCCUAUGUCCUCUGUUACCCCAAUGCAGGUCUUCCCAACACUUUCGGUGACUACGAUGAAACUCCACACAUGAUGGCCGUGCAACUAAAGGCCUUUGCUGUGGAUGGCUUGGUCAAUAUAGUUGGUGGGUGCUGUGGUACGACACCAGAUCAUAUCAGGGAAAUUGCUGAAGCUGUGAAAAACUGUAAGCCUAGAGUUCCACCUGCCACUGUUUUUGAACAGCAUAUGUUACUCUCUGGUCUAGAGCCCUUCAGGAUCGGACCGUACACCAACUUUGUUAACAUUGGAGAGCGCUGUAACGUGGCAGGAUCCAGGAGGUUUGCUAAACUCAUCAUGGCAGGAAACUAUGAAGAAGCUCUGAGCAUUGCCAAAGUGCAGGUGGAAAUGGGAGCCCAGGUGUUGGAUAUCAACAUGGAUGAUGGGAUGCUGGAUGGUACAAGUGCAAUGACCAGAUUUUGCAACUUUAUUGCUUCUGAGCCUGACAUUGCCAAGGUGCCCUUGUGCAUCGACUCCUCCAAUUUUGCUGUGAUUGAAGCCGGGCUGAAAUGCUGCCAAGGGAAGUGCAUUGUCAAUAGCAUUAGUCUGAAGGAGGGCGAGGGCGACUUCCUGGAGAAGGCUAGAAAGAUUAAGAAGUUUGGAGCUGCUGUGGUGGUCAUGGCGUUUGAUGAAGAAGGGCAGGCGACAGAAACGGAUGCCAAAAUCAGAGUGUGCAUCCGGGCCUACCAUCUACUUGUGAAAAAACUGGGCUUUAAUCCAAAUGACAUCAUCUUUGACCCUAAUAUCCUCACGAUUGGUACUGGGAUGGAAGAACAUAACCUGUAUGCUGUUAAUUUUAUCCACGCCACAAAAAUCAUUAAAGAAACAUUACCUGGAGCCAGAGUAAGUGGAGGUCUCUCCAACUUGUCCUUCUCCUUCCGUGGAAUGGAAGCCAUUCGAGAAGCAAUGCAUGGGGUUUUCCUUUACCAUGCCAUCAAGUUUGGUAUGGACAUGGGGAUAGUGAAUGCCGGAAGCCUCCCUGUCUAUGAUGAUAUCCAUAAGGAGCUCCUCCAGCUCUGUGAAGAUCUCAUCUGGAAUAAAGACCCCGAGGCCACUGAGAAGCUCUUACGCUAUGCGCAGACUCAUGGCAAAGGAGGGAAGAAAGUCGUCCAGACUGAUGAGUGGAGGAAUGGCCCCAUUGAAGAACGCCUCGAGUAUGCCCUUGUGAAGGGUAUCGAAAAACAUAUUAUUGAGGAUACUGAAGAAGCCAGGUUAAACCAGGAAAAAUAUCCCCGGCCUCUGAAUAUAAUUGAAGGGCCUCUCAUGAACGGCAUGAAAGUUGUCGGUGACCUUUUUGGAGCUGGAAAAAUGUUUCUGCCUCAGGUUAUAAAGUCAGCUCGAGUCAUGAAGAAGGCCGUUGGCCACCUUAUUCCUUUCAUGGAAAAAGAAAGAGAAGAAAAUAAAAUGCAUGCUGGCAUAGAAGAAGAGGAGGACCCCUACCAGGGCACCAUCGUGUUGGCCACCGUGAAAGGGGACGUGCACGACAUAGGCAAGAACAUAGUUGGCGUUGUCCUUGGCUGCAAUAAUUUCAGAGUUAUUGAUUUAGGGGUCAUGACUCCCUGCGACAAGAUACUGAAGGCUGCCGUUGAGCACAAAGCAGAUAUAAUAGGCCUGUCAGGACUCAUCACUCCUUCCCUGGAUGAAAUGAUUUUUGUUGCCAAGGAAAUGGAGAGGUUGGCUAUAAAGAUUCCGUUGUUGAUUGGAGGGGCGACCACAUCGAGAACCCACACGGCAGUUAAAAUAGCUCCAAGAUACAGUGCGCCCGUCAUCCACGUCCUGGACGCGUCCAAGAGUGUGGUGGUGUGCUCUCAGCUAUUAGAUGAGAAUCUCAAGGAUGAAUAUUUUGAGGAGAUCUUAGAAGAAUAUGAAGAGAUCAGACAGGACCAUUACGAGUCUCUCAGGGAGAGAAGAUACUUAACCUUAAGUCAGGCUAGAAAAAACGGUUUCCAUAUGGACUGGCUGUCGGAGGCUCCUCCAGUGAAGCCCACGUUUCUUGGGACUCGGGUCUUUGAAGACUACGAUCUGUGGAAGCUGGUGGCCUACAUCGACUGGAAGCCUUUCUUUGAUGUCUGGCAGCUCCGUGGCAAGUACCCGAAUCGGAACUUUCCCAAGAUAUUUAAGGACAAAACUGUAGGUGAAGAGGCCAGAAAAGUCUAUGAUGAUGCCCAAACCAUGCUGACGGCGCUGAUUGGUCAAAAGAAGCUCCGAGCCAGGGGCGUGGUUGGGUUCUGGCCAGCGCAGAGCGUGGGAGACGACAUCCACCUGUACGCGGAGGGUGCGGAGCCCCAGGCUGCAGAGCCCAUCGCCACCUUCCACGGGCUCAGGCAGCAGGCCGAGAAGGACGCCGCCAGCGCAGACCCCUACUACUGCCUCUCAGACUUCAUCGCGCCACUGCACUCGGGCGUCCGCGACUACCUGGGCCUGUUUGCCGUUGCCUGCUUCGGGGUGGAGGAGCUGAGCAGGGCCUAUGAGCAGGAGUGUGACGACUACAGCAGCAUCAUGGUCAAGGCCCUGGGAGACCGGCUGGCCGAGGCCUUUGCGGAGGAGCUCCACGAGAGGGUCCGCCGGGAGCUGUGGGCCUACCACAGCCACGAGCAGCUGGACGCCGCCGACCUGCGCAGGCUGCGCUACGAGGGCAUCCGCCCGGCUCCUGGCUACCCCAGCCAGCCCGACCACACCGAGAAGCUCACCAUGUGGAAACUGGCCGACGUGGAGCGCUGCACGGGCAUCAGGUUAACAGAAUCUUUAGCGAUGACACCUGCUUCAGCAGUAUCUGGCCUCUACUUCUCCAAUUUGAAGUCCAAAUACUUUGCAGUGGGGAAAAUUUCCAAGGACCAGAUUGAGGAUUAUGCUUUGAGGAAGAACAUGUCUGUGGCUGACGUUGAGAAAUGGCUGGGACCCAUCUUGGGAUACGAUACAGAGUAACUUCUAUUUAAAAAUCCUUUUUUGCACUUGAUCCUCACGGAAAUACAAUCUAGAGUGCCUUUAAAAACAACAGUAGCAACAGACAAGUGGGUCUCAGGUCUCUGUCCUGUGACAUUUGCUCUGCCUCAGGGUUCGGAAGAUUGACUGGUGGGACCGUGUGGAGGAUCAGGGCCUUCCUGUGUCCUUGGGAAACCAGAGUCUUUUCCGGGGGGCCUUGACUGAGGAGCAGUAAGCCGGUGUCUCCAGCGGUGUCCCCGGUCUUUCAGGGACAAGGAUAAGCUGGAGAUAGAGGUCUUUUGCAUUUCAAAGCAAGGCAGUUUGCUUGUUUCAUUUUUACUCUGGGUUGAGAAGGCCUCUUAUUUUUUUCUUUUUCUCGCUCUCUUAGAAAAGAGCCUGAAGCUUAGCUGAAUAGAGAAAUGUAUAGAAAAAUGUGACCCCGGAGCAAAAUCACACUGUGUGAAGCGGGUGUUUUAAUCUAGAAGGGUGCAGUGAUGAACUGACAGGGAACGGAGUGCGACCCUGUGCUCUGUCAGGAAGACCCCAUCUUCGAAAGUCGUGAUUACGUGGGUGCAGAGUCCCCUUGGCAGGAGGCCGUUGACUAGCCGUUUGCCCCUGUGUGGCCAAAUACGGUGGGUUCUCCUACCAUUUCCAUCUUCUAAUUCCUCAUUCCCUUGCCCCGAGGGGGAAGAGGAGAUAGGGAGAUAGCAGGGCUGCUGAGGGUCGCUAACAUCUCAGAGCUGUUUUCUGGAGCGGAGCAGGCUUCCUGGCCGAGUUGUCCUGGGUGGAGUUGGAUGGGUGAAGAGCACUGUGAUCCCACUCAGUCUGUCUGCACUAACCCAGCUGCAGGUUCCUGCAGUGUAGACCUGGCCCCCCAGGGCUGCUUGGUGAACGGUAGCCUCUGUGGGGUUCAGGGGGUAGUGCCCCGAGCUCGGCACGCAGUGAGUCCUCCUGGGAAGGGUGGCAGAUUGAUGGAGGUGGAAAGACACUGGGGAGUGCGGGUGGUGAUGGCGGUGCUGACUGCACGAGAGGCCCUUUCUGGGAUUAGAACCCCGUUUACACUGCGGCUAGGACAGAGAGCCUGCCUGCCGGGUCCCGUGAACCUUGGUACCCAUUUUCUGUGUGACGGCCACCUCCCUCACUCUCGGGGGGUGAGCCGGCCCCGCUUCCCAGAGCAGCUCUGUCAGAAGUGCAUUCAAGGACCUUGGAGGUGAAGGGGGAACUGUAGGAAACGAGACCCCCGCGCAUGUGCAGCGUGCACACGCGGACGCACAGAGCCGCCCCCCUGUCAGCCAUCCCGGGCCCACGAGGCAAAAACAGCCAUGGACUUUACGUGCACUUGGUCUCUUGAGUGAGCAUGGGACUGAGUUUCCCCAGGCACUUAGCUGGAGGACUUACUUUCGGUUCCAUAGCAGGUGUGUCAUUCUUGGUACAUUCUUCUGUGAGAAAGAAGACCUCCUCCGGGUAGUUGAGUGUAUUUUGUCAGAGUUACAGUUGUUAAGUCUCCUGAUUUCAUUCGAUAGUUGCCAUCUCUUCCCUCAGCUGGUUAUGUGGUAGAAUGGCUUCCUUUUUUGUUGUUGUUGUUGUUAAGUUUAUUUAUUUAUUUCGAGAGAGAAUGGGUGAGCGAGUGUGAGCGAGCAAGGCCAAGAGUGUGACCCAAGCUGAAAGACGCUUAACCGACUGCCCUUAGAAUGGCUUCCUUAAAUGUACUGUUUAUAUAAUCCCAUGACGGAUGCCUUUUUUCCUAGAGACAGAAACAAUUGGUGCGAGUUCGAGUGCCUGUAGGUUCAUGAAAGAAUGUAAGCUACAGGUUGAAAAUGAAAACCCCUCCCUUCCUAAAUGUCAGGCCACUUCGAAGGCAGGGAGGUGGCCGUUCUGAACGCGGGGUCUUUUCCAUGUCGGUGCCUGCAUGUCCAGAAUCUCUUGUCACCAUCUGUGGGCGUCGUCAUUUCACUGAGGAUCCCACCUUAUUUUUCCUUCCAAAGAGGCCCUUGCUUGGAAUCUUCCCCUCUCUCUGCUGCACUGAGGAGUCUGAUUUGUCAGGUGGUGGUGAGAGCAGGUUUAUGAAACCCCACUUCCUCCUUUGAGAUGUUCCCCGACAUCCUGUCUACAUUUAUGGCUGAGUACACAUAGAGAGUAGUCCGCCUUCUUUCUGGUUCUCUCUGGUAUGCAUUCUACAUAUAGUGCCUCCCACCUUCUCCCCGCUUCUCUCCUGAAUCCAGUGAGGUUAGGUUUUUACCUGCCUCUCCUGGCAUCAGUGACCUCUCGGGUCAGACCCAGUGGCCUUCCCAGUGAUUCUCAUCCCUGUGGGCUUGAACAAUACAGACCACUUCCUUCAACACCCUCCUUUCCCUGCUUCCCCCCCUUGACACCACUCUCUGAUUCUCCUUCUGUGUCUCUGAUUACUUCUCAGCCAUUUUCCUAGUUUUUCUUCCUCUGCCCAUUUAAACCCUGGUGUCCUCAAGGGCCAGUCAUCAGCGACCUUCUUCGCCGGUAUAGUUUCAGUGGACGAUCUCACGGACUCAGUGUCUCCAUCUAAGCUUGUCCUGCAGAGCACAGCAUACAUCCCACAGCCCCUUCCAGGAGGGCACGCAGACACCUCAGACCCAGAGUGUCUCACCUUCUCACAAAUGGUGAGAUUCAGUCAUGAACAAUAGUGCUGUCGCUCCAGCAAGAGCCCUCACACUCAGCCCAUAUCGCCUUUGGCUUACACUGUAGCAGGUGUCCGAAGAGUUAGCACACAGAAGACACGGAGCCUACUUUAGUGGGGAUGGCGGUAGAGAGACAUCGGGAAGGCGAUGCUUAGACGAAGGCCUGAUCUGGGACCCGUGGGAUAAAGGUGAAGAUGCAGGGUAGGAACAAGUGAAGAGCCGUCUUUGUUUGUGAACAGGAAUAUUAAUGCGGUAUAGGUAUCACAUCUCUCCAGAUUGGUCUAUAGGUUCAAUGCCAUUUCCAACAGAAAUUACAGUAGUGGUUUUGUCACAUGGGACAGGCAGAUAUUUAAAUUUAUGUGGAAAAAGCAAAGCACUCAGAAUGACUGGAUGCUUCUAAACGGGAAGCAGAGUUUACGAGGUAGUGAGUUUUGUCGUACGUGGUGCCGAGAUGGGCAUGCUGAGCAGUGCCGUGAAAUACGGAGCCUGGAAAAUAACCCUUGUGCGUGUUGACCUUCGAGACAAGGCGGUGGUGGCUGGGCGCAUAAGAGACAGGCAGGAUGACUCCAUCUGUGGCGCAGAGCUGUGCCUACCGUAUGGAAAGAGCGAAAUUUGAUUUCUGCCUCAUGUGUUGUCUAACAACCAAUUCCAAAUAUAUUAAGGUCUUAAAUACAAAAAAAAAAAAAAAAAAAAAAAAAAUAGCGUUUACACGCGCAAACCUUAGGGCAGGAAAGAAUCCCCUGAGACAUAAAGGACUAAUCACAAAAGAGAAGAUGAUUGUAUCAACUUUUUAAAAUAAAGACUUACAUUAAGCUGAUAAACCACUUAAAGUAGGGAAAAGACAAGUCCUGACUAGAGGUGUUUAUAAUACAAUUAAUUGACAAAGGAUUAGCAAGCAGAAUAUAUGGAGGGUGCCUAUUUAAGAAACA
Neofelis nebulosa (Clouded leopard) is the source of this 7819-nucleotide messenger RNA. RefSeq names its product 5-methyltetrahydrofolate-homocysteine methyltransferase (gene MTR). Gene Ontology annotation, molecular function: cobalamin binding; methionine synthase activity; zinc ion binding. The transcript has 33 exons. Lineage: Eukaryota; Metazoa; Chordata; Mammalia; Carnivora; Felidae. Gene Ontology annotation, biological process: pteridine-containing compound metabolic process. The coding region runs from base 445 to 4242 and encodes 1265 amino acids. The record is from RefSeq and is a predicted model, not a curated record.